Messenger RNA from Triplophysa rosa, 3215 nucleotides. RefSeq names its product matrix metallopeptidase 17b (gene mmp17b). Gene Ontology annotation, biological process: extracellular matrix organization; proteolysis; collagen catabolic process. Lineage: Eukaryota; Metazoa; Chordata; Actinopteri; Cypriniformes; Nemacheilidae. Gene Ontology annotation, molecular function: metalloendopeptidase activity; zinc ion binding. Gene Ontology annotation, cellular component: extracellular matrix. The record is from RefSeq and is a predicted model, not a curated record. The transcript is spliced from 12 exons. The coding region runs from base 285 to 2132 and encodes 615 amino acids.
GAGGGGUUGAGGAGAUGAGAGGAACACAUCUGUUCGAGAGAAGGAGGGCAAGCACGACAGAGCAUGCAAGUGCAAAAGAGGAAAGAGUCUGAAGUUGUUGAACGUGGAAAGUGCUGGCAUCAAUUCUACAAUUCUUCAACACAAGGCAGACCAGAUUCACCAAAGAUGACAUCUUCAGAAUCACUUCUGGACUGAAAAGGAUUGCCAUUUAUUAAUCUCUAUCAAAAAUUGCCAUAGGUUUUGUUGGUAAAGUGUUCCAAACAGAUGAUGCAUGUACUCUAAGUAUGAUGACAGUGUUUUGGACAGCGGUUGUUGUCUGCAUAUGUGGACACACAGUGGGAAUUUAUGGAACAGCUGGUAAGGAUGAACCAGCCAGCUUGACCAGCACAGUAACGCCUACUACUUUACCCACUAUUAAACCAACAGAAGAUGAGAGUAUCAAACUUGUGGACUGGCUCACAAAAUAUGGAUACCUCCUACCCCCUGAUCCCUCUACAGGUCAGUUACAGGCCUGGACAGCUGUCACUCAAGCUGUGAAGCAAAUGCAGAGAUUUGCUGGUCUGGAUGACACUGGAGUUUUAGAUGAAGAGACACUUCAGUUAAUUCAGACCCCUCGAUGUUCACUCCCAGAUGAGGAUGACCAAACUGUUCAGUUGUCAGCGUUACACAGUGAUACACAGAGUCAAAGGAUUAAAAGGACCAUGUCUACCUGGGCCAGACGAAAUAUCAACUGGAGGUUGCGCUCUUACCCAGCAUCCUCCAAACUAUCCCGUGAAGUAAUUCGCUCCCUGGUGUACUACUCGCUGAGAGUGUGGGCUGAUCCGACACUGCUUGAGUUCCAUGAGGUGCGAGGACCAGAGGGGGCUGACCUCCAGAUAGAUUUCUUGCGUGGUCCCCAUGGAGAUGGAUUUCCCUUUGAUGGGGCAGGUGGAUCUGUCGGCCAUGCGUUCUUUCCGUCAGAUCCAGAAAGGGCGGGUGGAGUUCACCUGGAUGCAGAGGAGGAAUGGGCCUUCAGACAACCAGCAACGGAAGGGACAGAUCUGUUUACAGUGCUCGUGCAUGAGCUCGGUCACACCCUCGGACUGACCCAUUCAUCGGCACGACAAUCUGUAAUGCGGCCGUACUACCAGGGACCCCUGGGAGACCCCCUACACUUCCGUCUGGGACAUCAUGACCUUCAACAUAUAACAGCCCUUUAUGGUCAGAGGGGGAACCAUAUUCCAACUGACAGACCUCUUGUUGUAACGGAACGUCAACUGCGACAUCGACACGGCGGUGUACACAGACUCACACACGGCCAUUUUGACAGAAGUUCCGUGGAUCGCUGUAACACCAGUUUCGACGCCGUUGCCAAGAUCCGAGGAGAGAUCUUCUUUUUCAAAGGGCAGAAUAUGUGGCGUGUGAGCAGAGGUGGUCUGGUUUCCAUCCGGGCUGUUUCUAUACAGAGACUCUGGUCUGCUCUUCCAUCUUUUCUUCCUCCUCUGCGAGCUGUUCUGGAGAGGCACGUGGAUCAUGCCAUCAUCUUUAUUAGUGAGUCCCAAAUUUGGCUGUUCAAGGAUCUGUCUCUUCAAGAAGGCUUUCCACAGUCUCUGGAUGCAGAAGAUUCACAAGGAAGUUGGCAAGGACUGCACUGGGAUCCUACCCAGGGUGUGGUGUGGGGGUCCAUGAGUGAGGAAAGAGAAAAGAGGGGAAACCCAGAGGAAAGUGAAGUCUGGAGUGAGCUCAUUAAAGGAGGAGUGAACGGAAUUAUCACGGAGAAUGACGAGAGAGACGAGGAUGGACAUUUUAAAGGUUCAACCUACGUUUUCAAAGGCGAUUCCUAUUGGAAAUUUACUCACCCUGGCUCCACCCCUGAAGAGGGAUACCCCCGCCCUCUGGCCACUGAUUGGUUGGACUGCCCUCAGCCUUCGUUUUAUAGCCCCGGUGACAUCUCAUUGAUCUCUCACUUUGGUCAACAGGAACUUCGUAAGCAGAAAAGAGAGAGAAUAGUCGAUCAGAUCAGACACAAAGAGGAAACAGACAGAGAGAAACAUCAUCACUGGGAUUGUCCAUGUCUGAACACUGCAGUGACCCCUACUGGACACACUCUGUUACUACUGCCUGUUUUAUUUCUGCUCGCUUUGAGUUUUUAACUGUCACUUUAACACACUCACAGACAACUUUGGGAACUUGGCAUUCGGUUUCUGAUCAGAGCAAGACAACUGUAAAAGUUACAAAGUCGCAUUUAUGAACAAUGUCCUUUUAUUAGGGCAUGUAAAACCUGGAAAUAUCAGUUUGUAAACUGUGAUUUCCAGAUGUGGAAAAGUUAUGAAAAUCGAAUACAAUUCUUAAAGGUCAUUGACAAGUCAUGGAAUGUUGUAUAUACCGAACACAUUGUGUUCUAGUUAUGCUCAGAUUAAAACAAUUUCGUCAGAUGGAAACUGAGAUGACUGAGAAGGUCAUGAAAAUUCACUGGUCAGAAGGUUUGGGAAGUUUGAGGUUAGGUAAAUCCUGCAGGAUUUUCCUCUGGAUUUGUAAUCCACAGUAUAACACAAACACUACCAAAUGACACAGUGGUAAUGAUUAACAGCUUAGUGCGUCUGUCUUUAUUGUGCCAAAUAAAGCUUAUGUGGCUAGGCAAUAACAUAUAUACAUAAUAUAAAAUUGUAAUGUCUGUGAGAUUUUGAUUAUGAUAAUUGAGUGGACAAGUGUUAUACAGUGAGAUCAAAAGAUCUCUUGGUUCAAAUGUGAUUGAAUUCAUAUUGUCUUUAUAAAAUAUUGCGUGAUCGAAGAUCAAUCGUACUAUGCUUACAAAUGUCAGGAGGUACAGUGUUGUACUAAAUGAGAUAGUGUGAAAGAUUUGACAAUAAGAUAGUAAUUCAGUAGUGACGGUCUAUUCUGCGAAACAGAAAAACUCUUCAGAACAUUGAAUCGGAACCAUAAAUAAAACAUUUAAUUUGCUUGAAUAUAUUUGAUGCAUUGAUAUAUUUUUAAAGGGAAAGUUCACCCAAAAAUAAAUCAUUCAUUUCAUCGUCAUCAUUUAUCCAACCUCGUGUCAUUCGAAGCCUGUAUUAGACUUCUGAGUGGUUUUGUGUGCAUACAAUGUGGGGUCCAGCGUUGUUUGGUUACCAACAUUUUUCAAAAUAACUUGUUUUGUGUUCUGCAAUACAAAGUUACAAAGUGUUCGGGUGAAUUAUUUCAUUAAAUAUAUAUUUUUUUGCAUUAAAUUGUUGUGU